Molecule: messenger RNA, 1912 nt
Organism: Cuscuta campestris
Lineage: Eukaryota; Viridiplantae; Streptophyta; Magnoliopsida; Solanales; Convolvulaceae
Source: the annotation of a GenBank genome assembly
GGUUGAUACCCAAUCUGAUCACCCAUUGGUCCGUUAGCCACGUCCCCGUUCUAGAUCGGCGGCCAUAAUCGCCGAUUGGUUGCUGAAAGGAGCAGAGGAGGAAGGAAAUGGCGAUGCUUACAGCUUCCCGUCGAUUGACGAGCGGAUCGGCGCCGUCCGUUCGCUCGGAGUCGCUGCUUUGUGCGACGAGCUGGAGAUAUUUCUCGACUUCAUUCCGGGAGGAAAAGGACACUUUCGGCCCCAUUCAAGUUCCUUCCGAUAGAUUAUGGGGGGCGCAAACUCAAAGAUCGUUGCAGAACUUUGAGAUUGGCGGUGAUCGAGAAAGAAUGCCUGAACCUAUUAUACGUGCAUUCGGUGUUCUUAAGAAAUGUGCAGCCAAGGUGAAUAUGGAGUAUGGCCUUGAUCCAUCCAUUGGGAAGGCAAUAAUGCAAGCUGCACAAGAAGUUGCUGAGGGAAAGCUAAAUGAUCAUUUCCCUUUGGUGAUUUGGCAGACUGGUAGUGGCACACAAAGUAACAUGAAUGCCAAUGAGGUUAUAGCUAACAGAGCAGGUGAAAUUCUUGGUCGUAAACGAGGUGAAAAAGCUGUACACCCAAAUGACCAUGUGAACAGAUCACAAUCCUCAAACGACACAUUUCCUACUGUGAUGCAUAUCGCAGCAGCAGUGGAGAUUAAUAAGAGAUUAUUGCCAAACCUCAAACAAUUACAUACUUCACUACAUUCAAAGUCUGUUGAGUUCAAUGACAUUAUCAAAAUUGGGCGUACCCAUACUCAAGAUGCAACACCUCUUACACUUGGCCAAGAGUUUAGUGGAUAUGCCACUCAAGUGAAGAAUGGAAUCAGCAGAGUUUCUGGCACCCUUCCACGGAUGUAUCAGCUUGCACAAGGAGGUACUGCAGUUGGAACUGGAUUGAACACAAAAAAGGGGUUUGAUGUUAAAAUUGCUGCAGCGGUGGCUGAAGAAACCAAUUUACCAUUUGUUACAGCUGAAAACAAGUUUGAAGCAUUGGCUGCACAUGAUGCAUUUGUUGAAAGCAGUGGAGCAUUGAAUACAAUUGCUGCUUCCCUCAUGAAGAUUGCAAAUGAUAUACGUUUUCUAGGAAGUGGUCCACGCUGUGGUCUAGGUGAACUCAUUCUUCCCGAGAAUGAACCCGGAAGCAGUAUCAUGCCCGGGAAGGUGAAUCCUACACAGUGCGAGGCUCUCACAAUGGUUUGUGCUCAGGUUAUUGGAAAUCAUGUAGGCCUCUCAGUGGGUGGAUCUAAUGGCCAUUUUGAGCUGAAUGUGUUCAAGCCUAUGAUCGCCAAUUCUCUCCUACAGUCUGUGAGAUUGCUUGGAGAUGCAUCUGCUUCUUUUGAAAAGAACUGUGUGAGGGGGAUUCAGGCCAAUAGGGAGAGGAUUUCUAAACUACUACACGAGUCACUCAUGCUUGUCACAUGUUUGAACCCGAAAAUUGGGUACGACAAUGCUGCUGCAGUUGCCAAAAAAGCACACAAGGAAGGAACUAGUCUAAAGGAAGCUGCUCUUAGUUUAGGAGUACUGAGCUCGGAAGAGUUUGAUCAACUUGUAGUUCCGGAAAAGAUGAUUGGGCCCGUCGACUAAUCUCAUUUUCUCGGAGAGAACCAUUGAUCCAUUUUUUUAUCCACUCAGAUUCUUUUCUUCCAUCAUUGAUCUGGUUUAAGGACUGCUCUUGAAGUGGCAAUUUUUUUUUUUUGGGGGGGGGGGAGGAGAGAUGUUCCCAUGAAUAAAUGUCUUGUUUUUAUGAUUAAAUCGGUGAGCUUUUUCCAUUCGAGAAUGGGCUGAAAUGAUAUAUUGAAACUCUUGUUAGUCUUAUACGGAGCAAUUGCAUCAAGAAAUGGCUCUAAAAAAAACUAUGUAAAAAGUUUAUAGAAUGAUAAAAAAUAGAGUUAUGAAAU